Molecule: messenger RNA, 972 nt
Organism: Spodoptera frugiperda (fall armyworm)
Lineage: Eukaryota; Metazoa; Arthropoda; Insecta; Lepidoptera; Noctuidae
Exons: 2
Coding region: 117-752 (211 amino acids)
Cellular component (GO): extracellular region
Molecular function (GO): chitin binding
Source: RefSeq, a predicted model, not a curated record
UCCCACAAUGUGGAAACAGUGGGAUUAAUGUAAUUUUACAAUUCUCUGUAUCCAUGUUUACAAUCUUUGAGGGUAUAUAAGCUAAAUUUCAGUGCAAUUUUAUUCACUGUGCUAAAAUGGGGAAACAGGUCAUCAUUGUAAUUUUUAUGUUAAGCGUGUGCGCGUGGCAGGCGCAUGCUCUUGCGAACUGCACAGCCACCGGGAAUGGUCGGCACCCUGACCCGGCCGACAGCACAUGCAAGAACUACACGCUCUGCACCUACAUCAGCUCCAACAACACCUAUGCCGCCUACACCUACGUCUGUCCCACUACCUCCCUCUUCGACCCCACUGUCUCCCUAUGCACGACCACUUACACCUGCCCAGCAAAUACCACAAACACAACUACAUCAGUUUGCACCGAUGACGGCUAUAUCCCAGACCCUAAUGCUUCAAACUGCAGCUCCUACAUUGAAUGUGUAAACAUCAAUGGAACCUUCAUCGAAACACCAUUAUCUUGUCCACCCUCAACAUUCUACAAUCCAAAUUCGACAUUUUGUGAGGCUACUUACAAUUGCACUAUAAGUACUCCUUUCUCGUGCACAACAGUCGGAAGAUUUGCUGAUACUACCGAUACAACUUGUCAGAAUUAUUUCUACUGUGUCCUCUUGGCUGAUGGAACGUUUACACAGUACAAUUACACUUGUCCGUCAACUUCUUUGUUUAAUCCGAAUUCGAGGGUGUGUACUGCAUCUUACACCUGCACUAAUUGACACUACUCGUUGGAGAUGUCCUUCGAAUGAAAAUUUCCAGAGUUGCUGAUGAUUGUAUUGACAAUUUCAAGAGAAUAUUGUUGUAUAUCGUCAGUCAUUAUGAGAAAUGAUAAUUGUAAAGCACUUGUUAAGUUGAUUUAUGUGCUAUUGUGCAUUUUUUAUUUUAAUUUGUUUUUGUUAAACUAAUUUGGUAAUAUAUUAUUUUGUUAAAAUUAUACAA